Linum tenue is the source of this 468-nucleotide messenger RNA. Lineage: Eukaryota; Viridiplantae; Streptophyta; Magnoliopsida; Malpighiales; Linaceae. The record is from the annotation of a GenBank genome assembly.
CAGUUACAGCCGUUUCCCACUAAUGGAGGAAAACCCUCUCUAUAAAUUGGAGGGUAACCCUUCCCCAUCUCCAACUCGCCGCUAUAACUCAAGCUCUGCAAUCUCCAUCACUACUUCUCUCACUUCUCAGAAGCUCCUCCAAGCCCACACAGCUCUUCAGAUCAAUUUCUCCAUUUUCUUCCUCUUAAUCCAGCACCAAUGGCCCAAGUAAGCUUCACAAAGGCAGCUGCCCUCUCCGUGUUCCUGCUGGUCGCAUCCAUGGCCGCCAUUGUCUCCGCCCAGGAAAUGGCCCCUGCUCCAUCGCCGUCGCUGCUGGUGGCGUCUCUGUUCGCCAUUGUCUCCGGCCAGGAAAUGGCCCCUGCUCCGUCGCCGCCGCUGGUCACCGGAGCUGGGUUCUCUGUUCCUGUCUCCGGCGCCGUCGCUGCCGCCUCUUUGGCCGUGACUCUUAUGGGUUUGUUGAAGUUGUAG